AAUGCGCACAGGAGCGGUGAAAAAAGGAGCCAGAAGGAGAGGAGGGGGUCGGCGUUUAACGUUCAUAAGAGUCUGGAUUUGACGGUACCGCCGAGGUUCUUAACAUACAAUGGAUCUACAACCAGAGAAGACCGUAAGAAAAAUGUACACGGAUUUAAGGAGCGACAGUUAAGCCAUUUAAGGAAUAAUUUAGGUAAAUUUAUUUUAGAGGACAGCAAUUCAAGGACAUGAAGGAGAAAAUCUUCUUUUGAUUUUUAGUGAAGCAGCUGAGUAUGCAUAUUUUGAGGAUCGUUUUGUCGGGAAACGGAGAAAGACCGAUUGGACGCAAGUUAUAUGGAGACGAUUAUAGUCACGUGCGCAAGCCUAACUUUUAAAAUGCAUUUUGCUGUCUUUUCUCCACUUUUCGGCGAUAUAAUUCUUGAAUAAAAACGGCCAACAACAAGAUGGAUUAAGAUAUGAAAUCUAUCAUUUUCCUGCGAUGUCAGUAGCCUCCUAGUGUGUUAAUUGUUACUUUUUUCUUUGAAAGGCUUUGGGUUUCUUCCGACACGAUGACCCCAGAAGCACCGUUAGCGGUAAUCUGUGGAAUUAUAAACUAGCAAAAUCCGAAGGUUAUUUCAUGAAAUUAGCGCUUUAGAUGUGUAUUAUAAUUUUUAUAUAGUGUGACGUUAAAUUAAAUAAUUGUUUAAACCACUUUAAUCGUUAAUUCGCUUUAGUAAUUAACUUGUUUUUCGACCUGAAAUUGCCCCUAAUUCCAGAUAGUCUUUGAUGGAGUUUUAUACCGCUCAGCAGGCCGUGGAUAGGAUCAUCCCUCUCAAUCUGCCUGGCAUACUGUCUGAUCGCUACCGUUCCACUGUGGGAUCAUUCAACUUCCAGUUUACAACAGACAGACGACAACGAUCCCGUGGCUACUGUUGGGACAGGCAGCUUGGCGGAGUGUCUGGAGCUGGAAGUGGAGCACUCUGAAUUCCUAUUCGGUGGAAUUUGUCGCUGAAGCUGGAAUAAAAAGCCAUAUUCCUGCCUUUCCUCCCAAAGAAAGAUAACCACAUCCUGCAUCCUAUGCCCGCUUAACAGCGAACAGGCAUGCAGCUGAACCGACCAAGGAGCGCUCUAGUCAGCUUUACUCCACCGCUGCUGCCCUCGGAGACACACAAUUCUUUUUCCAGCCAGUUCAAAACAAUGCGGUUUUCAUACCACAUAAGCGGUGGCUUCCCAAGUCCACAGCCUGCCUUGCGGAGAAUAGGCCCGUCCGCGUCCAGUCCUCGGCUCCUGACUAAGAGUCUGUCCCUGGAGCCAGGCCCCUGCCCAGGAGACCACGAGACCCCUCAGCGCCUCUGUUCUGAUCCUGGGCCCCUGGGGCCCCAGCACUGCAAUGGCACGAGUGAGAAUGGGCCUCAAGACCCGCUCCCUCUGCCGCCUAAGACACGCCCACCCUUACCUGGCCCCAAGCCACAAGUGCCCCCAAAACCACCACACCUACAGCAACCGAACACCCGCAGACCCCGCCCACCAGAAAAGCCACUCCCACCACCCCCAUCUCGGCCACUCCCUGCCGACCCUCGCCAAUCACGGACCACACUGCCACGAGCUGAGGGAAGCUCCUCCCCAACAUGUGUCCUUUCGCUCAUCGAGAGAUUUGAGAGGGAGCAAAUCAUAGUGGUGCCUGACAUCACUGGUGGAGUGAUGUGUCUUCCACGGGUCCCCGAACCACAAUCAACUGUGGGGGCUUUUAUCCCGCCAUCCACGGGGACCGUCCUGCCCUGCACCACCCUCCAGGGGACCCUGGAUGCUCCGCUAGCUAAGGCCGAGCAGGAGCAACAAGAGGAGGUGGAGGAGGAGGUGGAGGAGGCACGAGAGGAGCAUGAGACCCAGUCGGGUACCUCCUGCUCCUCCGAGAAGCGCCUCUCCACAGAGUCCGGUUACGGUGCUUCUGAUAGAUUGCUUGACUCCAUCGAGGUAAGGGACCUCAACCAAUCGGAUGUCCCCUCUGAACGGCUAUCCCUCCCCCCGGUGCAGACGGACGUCAAGCUGGCCAAUAGGGACAGCGGCAUUGACAGCAUUAGCUCACCCUCCCACAGCGAGGAGCUGUGCUUCGCCACAGACGAGGAGCGAGUUGGGCAUGAGCGGGAGGCAUGCCCGUGCAGCUCGGCCGUCACCCUUCCUCGCCUCUCAUCUUCUUCCUCGUGCGGCUGUGUGGAAGGUCCAGCAGGAGAUGGUGUGAUGGUGGCAGCUGAGGGGGGCGGGGACUCGGAAGGGGGCGGGGACUCGGAGGGUGACAGUGACUUGGAGGAGGGGAGUGGCGAUGAAAGUGAGAUGAACCCCAUGGCUCUGCAGCCUCUGCCUAAAGCAGACAGACAGGACUCUGUUGAGCUGUCAGUCCAGCAGCGAGUAUUUAACAUCGCCAAUGAGCUCCUCCAUACAGAGAAGGCCUACGUGUCCAGGCUUCACCUCCUCGACCAGGUGUUCUGUGGGCGGCUCAUGGAGGAGGCCCGGGUGCGUGGCUCCUUCCCCUGCGAGGUGGUCAUGGGCAUCUUCUCCAACAUCUGCUCCAUCUACUGCUUCCACCAGCAGUUCCUGCUGCCAGCGCUGGAGAAACGCAUGGAAGAGUGGGAAGCGAACCCGAGGAUAGGUGACAUCCUGCAAAAGCUUGCUCCCUUCCUGAAGAUGUACGGCGAGUAUGUGAAGAACUUUGACACGGCCAUGGAGCUGGUAAACACCUGGAUGGAACGCUCCUCGCAGUUUAAAGCCAUCAUUCAUGAUAUUCAGGAGAUGUGUGGUAACCUCACCCUCCAGCACCACAUGCUGGAGCCCGUGCAGCGGAUUCCGCGCUACGAGCUCCUGUUAAAGGACUAUCUGCACCGCCUGCCCGAGGAUGCUGACGACUCUAAAGACGCACAGAAAUCUUUGGAGCUGAUUGCCACAGCAGCAGAACAUUCCAAUGCUGCGAUCAGAAAAAUGGAGCGCAUGAGAAAGUUACUAAAGGUGUAUGAGUUGCUCGGAGGAGAGGAGGACAUUGUUAACCCGACUAACGAGCUCAUCAAGGAGGGACACAUCCUAAAACUGUCUGCCAAGAAUGGAACUUCCCAGGACAGAUACCUUAUACUGUUUAAUGACAGGUUACUGUACUGCGUCCCCAAACUGAGACUGAUUGGACAGAAAUUUGGAGUGCGGGCGAGGAUUGAUGUCGACGGAAUGGAGCUAAAGGAAGCAAGCAGCAUGAAUGUCCCACGGACGUUUCUAGUGUCGGGAAAACAGCGCUCACUCGAACUGCAGGCCAGGACUGAAGAGGAAAAGAAAGACUGGAUUCAGGCAAUCCAGGCUACUAUCCAGAAGCACGAGCAGACUGUUGAGACAUUCCGGAUGCUGAACAGCUCGGUGCGGGAAGAGGACUGCACACCUCCCAGCUGGCUGAACUGCACGGAACUCGGGAAACGCGCACCCACUCCAAUCCGGGAAAAAGAGGUGACACUGUGUAUGAAAUGUCAGGAGCCGUUCAAUUCCAUCACCAAGAGACGCCACCACUGUAAAGCAUGUGGACACGUGGUGUGUGGGAAAUGCUCGGAGUUCCGUGCACGGUUGUUGUACGAUAACAAUCGGGCAAACCGUGUAUGUAUAGACUGUUACACAAUGCUGGUGGGGGUCCCGCCCUCUCCGGCCAGCCUGACCAAUAGUACUCAACGGAGACGUUCCAUUCUAGAAAAACAGGCCUCUGUGGCAGCUGAGAACAGUGUACUCUGUAGCUUCCUGCAUCACAUGGAAAAGAGCAGUGGGCGGGGCUGGCAGAAGGCGUGGUGCGUCGUCCCUGAAAAUGAACCCCUGGUGCUAUACAUUUAUGGUGCUCCCCAGGAUGUGAAGGCCCAGCGUAGUAUUCCCCUCAUUGGCUUUGAAGUCUCCCUGCCUGAGUCAUGUGACCGUCUUGAGCGUCGCAACGCCUUCAAAAUGAGCCAGAGUCACCUGACCGUUUACUUCAGCGCGGACAGUGAGGAGCUACAGCGACGCUGGAUGGAGGUCCUCUCGAGAGCUGGAAAAGGGGAGGAGCUACAAGCCCAUGGCUCAAUCUCUGAGGCCCUGGAAGAAGAGGGGGAGGAGCCAACCUCUCUAGGAGAAAGCACAUGACUGGUUGAUAAAUAUAUCUUUUUGCACACAUAAACUGUUCAAAUUUGACUGCAAGGACACUAUCUGCACACAAGCACCCCUACACACACACUCACACACACACACACACACACACACACACACACACUCACUUUUACACAAAAUUGUUCUAGUUGUAAGUUGCAUGAUAUAUCUACAGGUACGUUUCUCUGUGUAUUGCUCAUCUUCUGUGAGUGUGCUCCUCUACACGUUGCGUAUCCAAGGACAUGUCAGAUACAGUUGCCAUGCUUCACAUCUGCAGCUAGUGACUUCAGUGUUAGAUAGAUCCACUCGUUCUGCCGGCCAUGGCUUUGUUGUUCUAAAUGAGUGAUUUUCUUGACAGGGUUUUCAAUGCUUGUAAAGUUGUACAUGUUGUUUGAGGAGAAAGCCAGUGGGUUUCACAGCAUGAUUAGGCAAAUCAGUAUCAAUACCGCUAUCGAGUUCAGUAUUGCAAAGCCAGUGGUAAGAAGGGCUGGCUAUGCUUAAAUUUGCUGUAAGAGUUUCUUAGAGAGGUAAGGUUUCUUAGAGAGUAAACAGGCUGCACACAUAAUCAAGAAGCCCAGUUUCACCCCAAAAUAGAUUAAACAAUAGUAUGGAAUUCUAGUUUCUUUGUCCUAAGAUUACAGCAUUUAAUAAUAGUGGGAAUACACCAAUGAGAUUCUGGAAUUGGGGAGUUCUCUUAAAUAUGGGAUGCAUGUAGAAUGAAAAUUUUUUUGAAGGGUUUUGCCAGAAUCACAAAUCUUGUGCCUCUGAAGUUUGUCAAGGUGACCUUUUACCCAUUUGUGAUCAGUUUCUCCCAAGCAAUGCAAACUAUAGAACUUGGUUACACAUUAGCAUAUGUAAAACAGGCAGCUUCCACAAGCAACGUUUCCAUCAGACUAGCUCACUUCCGCCACUCUGUGGAAGUUUACUGUAUUGCAGCCUAAAGCUACAUGAUUUUCUUAUUCGACCUCAUGCAGAUAAACAAAAGGAGUGUCUCGUAUAAUGUAGCACAAAGUAGUACAACAGAAAAUGACCGAAUCAAAUCAUAGGGCUCUAGAUAUAUGUGACCGCAUGUGUGAGCAAGUCUCCUGCUUCUCUUUAGAAAAUAAGAGACUGUUCAGUUGUGCUUGUAAGUUGUAUACACGGAGACUGUUGUUUAACAAGACUGGAUAUUGGGAGACUUUAUAUAGAGAGAGUGAGUGAGAGAUGUAACAAGGGUAUUUGUGUAUUGGGCCAGUUUUUAUCAUUCUAACAUCUGUGAUAGCUCUGCAUUACUGAGAAGGGGGUUUUUGAUAAGAAAAUCGAGAGUAUAUAUAAAUUAAACAUGGUAAAGGUUUUGAUGACAAUAUUAAGCGUUUUAAACAGUGUUGUAUUUGUGUAUGAAAGUGGUAGAAGGUUAAAAGACAACUGCAUUUGUAAAUAUAAUUUAUUCCUCAGAACCCAGUUUUGUGGGUCAGGUUUUACGGACAAGCUUGGUGUUCCCUUCAUUAUGUGCUGUUUUGAUGGAAGUCAGAGAAUCCUGUGGAGACUAUCAAAAGCCAACUUCUUUUUUUUCACCAAUUUUAUCAAAACGUCGGUACGCAGUGUUUUAAAAUAGAAUUUAAUUUUUUCCCCUCCUCAUUAAAUCGUUUUUUAAAAAUGGGCCCAGUGUGAUCUCCAGGUCACUCACGCGGAACCUCUGUGACUGUUUUUGUUGGACGUUGGUUUUUGACCUUGCACUCUGUGGUCGAAAGGGCCUGAUUCAAAGUGAAGCACGGCCAGUCCGGUUGUGUUUCACGGUUCAAGUGACCUCGUUGUUGCCUGCUCAGCUUUUGUUGUCACUCUGGACAAAGAUGUAAGAGAAAUGAGCAAUUAAAUGAUAAGGGUAGGGCUGAAAAGAUUGAAUCACUAUGGAAUGGACAUUUAAACGGUCAUUUAAAGAGUGAUAUGUGUAUGCUUGUCUGGGGAGGAUUGAGUGGGUUGGUGUGUGGGUGUGUGUGUGUGUGGGUGUGUUCAUGGUGCAUAUUUAUCAUUGUCUAGUCUUCAGUUGAGCCUGCCACUCCUUCACUCAUGCCAACUAUCAGCAUCCUCACAAAAACGCGUGUUUUUCUUUGCCUGUUGUUGGAAAGCAUGGUUUUGUUUACCUGUUUUUGUUUUUUUUUCAUCUUCAUUAUGCCAUAUCAAACUACAUUUCUACAUUAGACUUUAUUCAAUUUUUUUCUUUUUGACAAAGUAUACUUCAGGAAAUAUCUAUUAUUUUGUGUGUUGCGUUGGUCUGUUAUCAUGUUUUUACCACAUAUAUUUAUUGUCUUUUUUUUACUUUAAGAACUUCUUUUCUUACAGUUCUUGCUUUGACAGCUGAUGAGCAAGAAUGACUGUGUGCAGUGCAGACCAAAAAUACAAGAUAUUGAAAUUAUGAAGGAUGUGCAGAGAAUUACAGCCAUCCUCAAUUAGUUCCUUAUAUCCUGUAUUUUACAAAAUAUUUUGAACUGGUGCAUGAAUUUUGAUUUUGUAAAUACUGAAAAUCGAGCAUUAUCACAGUAUAGUUUUGUCAUUCCUGGUCUACAAACUCCUCCUCUAAGCUGUGCUGGUAUUAUUAAGCACUAAAAUAUAAUUUGAUGUGUCAGGACACAAGAUUAAACUUUACAGUAUGCCUUAGGGGAUUCCUAUGUAGUCUAUUUUAACAGGCAUAUCUUUGUGAUUGCACUGUUUUGCAUAUUUUAACAAAAGACGUCAGAAUAUGUAACAUUUCAGUACUUCUGAACAACUGUUUCAGUUGAGCACUCCUUCCAGUUUGAUGGAUUCCUUUAUUGCUGUUGCACAAUGAAAUUGAUGUGAAAGUGAUGCAUAAUCACAGGAGCAGCUUUGCUGAGCAAGUAUUUAUAAAUCACCCAUUGCUACGACAGGACAAUUAAGCUUUCUUGCAUAAUGCCUUACCAAGGUAUUGUAGGCAAAGCUUUUAAAGAAAGCAGUGCUGUAGGUGGACAUAUCCUUUUAGUAUUGUUCUGGCUUGUAGGGUUAUCUGGCAAUAUUGCUGUUAAUCUACAUGUUUUUAUACUCCAAAUAGAAGGUAUCUUAAUUAUUUUACACAGACAUACAGAUAUGGAAAUACUGAACCAUAUAAAAUCAAGUGACAGUGCUUCCUAGGUACUCAACUGCACAUGGACUUAGGAUUAAAGUCUUGUCUUGUCUUUGUUGGACCAAAGAUGGGUGGAUCUAAACUGAUGCGGUUUUUUUUUGGUUUGUUUUUGUUUGUUAGAUCACUCCCCUGAUGUUUUUGUUUUAUCUCAUCUCUAAUGUUUUUGUUUGAUCUCUUUCCUAAUGUUUCCAGACAGUUCUAAUAACAUCACAGUCACUUUGCAUUCCAUUCAGUGCUCAAUCAUUCUUAAGAUAAAUUGGCCUCGGAUUUAAAUUGUUUUUUUUUUUUUUCCCUAGUGGAUUAAUUGCUAACAUCCUGCCUGUCUGAACACAGAUAAUUGGCCCGGAUAAAUGUGUGAGUGUAAUGAGGUUGGAUUUGAAUGAUGGUUGAGCAUGGACAGGCUUGUUUGCGGUUCGUAAUAAAUGGUGAUCUUAAACAUGUGCCAACACCUGAAAACCUUACUGAAGUCUGGCAUCAUUACUGAAUGAGUAUGGCAGUAUUAUACGGCGUAUGGGAGUAUUGCUUCUUUUAUCAUACCAGUGUUAAAGCUGCCUCCAAGAAAACAGGAGAAAACUGCCAGAUAACCCCAAAAAGGAAGUAUUAAAAAAUGUCACUAUGUUAACCUAUUUAAAGAAACAAACAAAAAUCUGACAAGAAAUUAUCAUAAACACUGUUGCAUUAUGCAAAUCAGUCAUUCAUUUCCUAAGUAUGCCAAACAGAAUAAUUUUCUUUGUUUCCAUCUACAUUGAAUCUGUAUAGAUUUGCUGUACACAUGAUGACUAUUACUGUUAUUACAAGUACUAUUCUAAUUACUAUCAUUAAUUAUAUUAGUGGCAGGCCACUGGGUACCAUUGUAUGUUAAUGAUCCAAUGAAAUCUGUGCAAGAUCAUGAAAUUGUUUAUGAAUUAAAGUAAUAAAAGAAAGACUUGAGUGUCAAAAUUCACUUCAGAUUACAAAAUGCUAUGUGUUUU
Molecule: messenger RNA, 8202 nt
Organism: Electrophorus electricus (electric eel)
Lineage: Eukaryota; Metazoa; Chordata; Actinopteri; Gymnotiformes; Gymnotidae
Gene: fgd1
Product: FYVE, RhoGEF and PH domain containing 1
Biological process (GO): cytoskeleton organization; filopodium assembly
Cellular component (GO): cytoplasm
Molecular function (GO): metal ion binding; guanyl-nucleotide exchange factor activity
Source: RefSeq, a predicted model, not a curated record